Messenger RNA from Alnus glutinosa, 1189 nucleotides. RefSeq lists its product as uncharacterized. The transcript has 4 exons. The coding region runs from base 201 to 857 and encodes 218 amino acids. Gene Ontology annotation, biological process: RNA processing. The record is from RefSeq and is a predicted model, not a curated record. Gene Ontology annotation, molecular function: RNA methyltransferase activity; RNA binding. NCBI's taxonomy places the organism in Eukaryota, Viridiplantae, Streptophyta, Magnoliopsida, Fagales, Betulaceae.
UACAGCAUUACCAAGAGAAUAGUUAUAUUAAGUCGACUUUUUUCGACGGCACAAACGUAAGACUUGCCCUUCCAGUUGUGUCAUGGUGGGCGGCCAGACCUGAACCCUCUCUUCUCGACUCCAUAGAGCGUCAAAAGCAUAAAAAUCCUACAACAACUCUCAGCUCCCAAAGUUACUCCCGGAUCAUUCUAACAAGAAAAAUGACCGCUGAGUGCUAUGUGGUGGUGCACAACAUAGCGAAACGGCACAACGUGGGCACACUGGCCCGGAGCGCCACGGCCUUCGGCGUCUCCGAACUGAUAUUAGUCGGCCGCCGGGACUUCAACGCCUUUGGAAGCCACGGCUCCACCUCCCACGUCCGCUUCCGCCACUUCCAUUCCCUCCCUGACGCCCGCCUAUUCCUCAAGGACAAAGAUUGUGAUAUUUGUGGGGUGGAGAUCACAGACACUGCUAUGGCUGUCAAUGAUCAUCCUUUCAAGAAAAGCACCGCUUUUCUACUCGGAAACGAGGGAACAGGCCUUUCUGCUAAAGAAUGUGAGAUAUGCGACUUUUUUGUUUAUAUCCCACAGUAUGGGUGUGGUACUGCUUCGUUGAAUGUUACAGUAGCAGCUUCCAUUGUAUUGCAUCAUUUUGGAGUUUGGGCAGGCUUCCCUGAGAGAACCCGUGAUGGGAGCAAGUUUAUUGUGGCUGAGAGACCUGUAAAACAGGCGAGACGAAAUUACUGUUCAGAAACAGCUGAUGCCAUAAUUGAAGAGCGCAAAUCUAGGAGGGAAAAUGCUACUAAUGGUUUCUUUGAUGAGAGUGAAAGUAGCAAUUCAGCCUCUAACCUUCUGGAUGCCUUGUUUGGCAAUGAUUGAUUGAAGGGAGUAAACUAUUUGAUAUGAUUUUCAUCAUAAAGCAUUGAGAACAGUGGGUUGUGGGUCUGCAUUGGCUCGACUGUUGUGAAGAGAAACACAGCCCCUGCAUAAGCAGUGACUUGAGACGUCCAUUACUAGAGAAAAUUGUUGUUGUAAGUUGACCGAUUGAGAGAAGCUUGUUGGUAAAAGGGAUUUGUUGCAAGCUUCUUGAUAUUAAAUGAGCUUUGAUCAAUUUUUCUUGGAUCAUCUCUCUAUGUAAUUGCAGUAGUAAGGAUCAUAUUAUUCUUUUCAUUUUCUUUCUGAUAAUUAUGAGAAAUUAUUUGAUGAGUCAA